Messenger RNA from Betta splendens (Siamese fighting fish), 2225 nucleotides. RefSeq lists its product as uncharacterized. The coding region runs from base 398 to 943 and encodes 181 amino acids. NCBI's taxonomy places the organism in Eukaryota, Metazoa, Chordata, Actinopteri, Anabantiformes, Osphronemidae. The record is from RefSeq and is a predicted model, not a curated record. The transcript is spliced from 4 exons.
UGCCCCUCGCUCCCAUGCCGCCCAGCCCACCACCAGCACCAGCACCAACCCCUCCUCCACACCACCCAGUCACUUCACACACACUUCGCUCUCUCUCCCUCACUCACUCACUCCCAGCGCUCCCUCGCAGUGGUCACAGCUCCUCUCCUAAUCUCUACAUCCCUCCACCUCCUCUUUCUCUCCCUGAUCCCGCUCCAGCUGCUGUCGUCACCUCCACAAAUUACGGAUUCCUCUCCCGAACUUCCCAGGACGACUCUCAUUCCCAGCCCGCUCCGUUUCUUCACCCCCGGAGGGGCCGGUUGGUGUGCGACAGAGUGUGCGAGGGCUCUGGUUUCGGGCUCUUUACCCCCAGGGACCCCCUUGAGGCUGUGACCGGAGCAGGAAAGUUUCCAGCGCCAUGAGUGUUCGCCUGCUGCUCCUGUUGGCCCUCGUCGGCCCAUUCGGCGCCUUCACGCACGCAAGCCCCACGGAGCUGCCUGGAGACUGGACCUCCUCCUUCACGCAGACGGACCAGCCCGUCUCCACCGAGGCUGCCACAACAGAAGGCUUCUCCACCGCCGCCUCCCUUCCUCCUACAACCGAAGCGGCGACCGCAGCGGCGACCGCUACGGAGGCCGACGCUGUCACAGAGGUCACCACCGUUCCACUGACUCAGACAAACACUCCGGACGUUACUACUGCGGUGACGGACCUCACCAGCGAACCCAUCACUCCGGCUGCAGGGACCGAAGGGCCCACCGAGCUGGUGGAGACCGUCCAAACCGCCGUGGUCAAAGGUGGUCAAGCAGAAGUGAGCGAAGAGGUGGUUGUUGAAGACGAGGCAGUGGGGGGCCUGGGCUCAGGCCAGGUAGUCGGCAUCGUCAUUGGCGCUCUGGUGGCGGCGGUGGUCGUCAUCGCCGUGGUGAUCGUUGUGAUGCGGAGGAUGGGGAAAUACUCCCCUUGAGGAAAAAGACGACCAAGCAGGACCACCCAAAGUUCUGGAAAUUUUGAACUACUGAACUGUAACGCCAUUUCCCGCCAACGCAACGAGCUCGACACCAGAACCGAACCCCAUCCGACCCGGUGUCUGCGCCGUUACCAAAAAGCAAACGGAAGAGGGGGGAGCCGAGCCGGUGUGUGUUUGUGUGUGUGCGAGACGAGGGAGGCACACGAGCACACACCCUCCCUCCCCCCGCUGCCUCCCUGACCCCCCGUGGAGCUGCUGAUGUCUUCCACACUCCCCGAUGAAAUAAGCUGAUGACGCAGUCUCACAAGAGUCUCAUUAAAGAGGUUGUCAAGUAAAUUGAAUAUAACAAACUAAAGGUAAAUGAAGUACAGGUGGAAGGUGGGAGCAGAGAACAAACAGGCAAGACUGUUACAAAUUCCACAGUCUGUGUAUAAAAUGCAAGGGGACGACUUAGUAUAGGGCUAGAGUUACUACUUAUCUGCUAGACGACACAUGCAGUCACUGUAUGAACACCCGGCUCGGCACCGUCGACGUGACGCUCGGCCCGCUGUAGCACGGACGCAGAGAGAAGUCGUACGUAUCUGUGAAAUUUAGCAGAAGGGUUUGUGCCGCCGGCGCCUCUGGUGUUCUCCGAGCAGGAUUUUUUAACGUUUGAAGUGCAUUAAUAAUGUGAAUUGACUGUACUUUACUGCUGCCACCCAUUCCAAAAACAACAGCUUUGACGACCUAUGGCUUGUUCCAGUCACACACACACACACACACACACACACACACACACACACACACACACACACACACACACACACACACACACACACACACAGAGGUGGUUAGAUAGAGUAACAAAGGAGUCAUAGUACUUUGUCAUUAGGUAGGUUACCAGAGCAGCCAUUCAGCCUUUAAACAGCUCCAACCACAGAUUACCCACGUUUUCUAGAUGCACUUAGCUUCAGUGCGCAGAGUUAAAGCUCUUUUUUUGCUACUUUUGCAGUUGCAGCCGCACUAAAUGGACGUACGUGUACAAUUAAUGACCUGGCUCUGCUUGCUUUAUACAGUAAACCUGUUUAAUACGUGCACUGAAUGAGUGAUGUUACGUUUCAUGAAUGAGCUUCAGACACUGCAAUCGUUUGCAACGACGUGUUUUCUGCUUUGCCGCAUCUCAUCUGUUUGACUCUUUUAUUUAAUUGCGGUGUUUUUGUUCAUGGUGUUUCAUUAAAUAAAAAAGAAACUGUAAACACACUGAAUGCACUAAACAUUUCAGUAAACGCUUUACUGAAGG